Diuraphis noxia (Russian wheat aphid) is the source of this 845-nucleotide messenger RNA. RefSeq names its product cardio acceleratory peptide capability (gene Capa). The record is from RefSeq and is a predicted model, not a curated record. Gene Ontology annotation, molecular function: neuropeptide hormone activity. Gene Ontology annotation, biological process: neuropeptide signaling pathway. NCBI's taxonomy places the organism in Eukaryota, Metazoa, Arthropoda, Insecta, Hemiptera, Aphididae.
CAGCGCCGUCACCGUUUUUGAUGACGAUAGAGGACAACGCUGCUGCAGAGCUUGAGUGAGGCGUGUGCGUAUACGAGAAAUCGUCCGAAAAAUCCGUUCUCAGACACGAUCAGAGCUGAUCGUAAUAAUUGUAUAAAGCCAAGAAUCAAGUCAUUUCGCAUUCGACCGUUGUUUUUUUAUUCCGUUAACAUAAUAAGUUUACCUGCCGGGCGAUGAGAAAUUUACAAACACAAAUCGCUGCAGCGUUGCUGUUGACACUGACGUUCUUCUUCUCUCACGCUAUGCGACAUGAUUCAGAAUACAGUGACGAGUAUAAGCGAGAUAAUAACAGGGACAGGAGAGAAUCUGUUGCAGGAUUGAUACCAUUUCCUAGAGUUGGGAGGUCUGGUAUCAACUCUGCUUUACAAAUGGACAAUUUGUACGACACCCAACGAGAACUGAGAAGUCAUAAACGAGAAGGACUCAUACCAUUUCCAAGGAUUGGCAGAAGGAGUGACUCGAAGAACACAGCUCUCUGGUUCGGUCCUAGAUUAGGACGAUCGGUAGUGAUACCAGAAAAUUAUGAUAUGUCGUAUUUGGAUUCAGAUAUGCCAAUGAUCAUAAAGACGUUGAUCGAAAUGAAAAGCAAAAACAUUGGUGAUGAAGAUGACAAUCUAAUSUAACAUUAUGUUGUUUACUUUAAAAUUUAUUUUACUUUCCUUAAAAUAUUUACGUGAUCUAGCUAGUAGUGCGAUAGUAUAUGCAGCUGUAAAACUUAGUAUUUGAUACCUACCUACAGAUAUUUAUUUUGAAAUCAAAUUGUUAGUGUUGAUGUUAAUAAUAUAAUAGAUACAAUGAUGAAUGAA